Molecule: messenger RNA, 597 nt
Organism: Ilex paraguariensis (yerba mate)
Lineage: Eukaryota; Viridiplantae; Streptophyta; Magnoliopsida; Aquifoliales; Aquifoliaceae
Source: the annotation of a GenBank genome assembly
AUGGAAUUGGCAUCAUCACUUGAACAGGAAGUAAAUGAAGCUUCCAAAACAGAAGGAAGCUUGUUGGAACAGAAUGUAAGCUCUUUAAAUGGUCGUGUGGAAUCGCUGCCUAUUCCAACUGCCAAAAAGGCUGAACUGAAGCUCAAACUUUCUGUACUUCAGAAUCAAGUGAUGAAAUCGAAAAAAAAGAUUGCUGAAGAGAAUAUACAGAAAGCCAUCAAAGUUGUCGGUGAGAUGGCAGAAAUUGCUGCUUCUGAUGGAAAGGCCUUCUGCAUCUCACAUGUACAGGUUGGUUCAGAUACUGCUGCAAUCCGCGAAGCAGUAGUUAAAAUCAUGGAGCAGAAGGAGUUGGCUAUUAUGGUUUUCAGCACGGAUGAAACUGCAAACAAGGCUUUGGUCUGUGCUGGGGUACCGGAGAAAGGUGAUAAGAAAAAGCAGUUAAAGGUGUUGGAGUGGUUAACGGAAGCUUUGAAACCUUUGAAAGGGAAGGGUGGAGGAGGUAAAGGCGGUCUUGCUCAGGGCCAGGGAACUGAUAUAUCGCUUGUAGAGGAGGCGAUGGAAGUAGCAACAUCAUUUGCAGCAAUGAAAUUGAGGUGA